Ictalurus furcatus (blue catfish) is the source of this 2354-nucleotide messenger RNA. RefSeq lists its product as uncharacterized. The transcript has 3 exons. The coding region runs from base 820 to 1314 and encodes 164 amino acids. The record is from RefSeq and is a predicted model, not a curated record. NCBI's taxonomy places the organism in Eukaryota, Metazoa, Chordata, Actinopteri, Siluriformes, Ictaluridae.
UCAGAAUACAGUCUAAAGCCAGAACUGAAAACAUAUGAGGUUAAGUUUAAUGAUUUGGUUGGAUGUCAUGGAAUAUUAAAGGAUUUAAUGGGAAUUGAUCACACAACCUAGUGAUCCAUAACAUCAGCAUUUCCUCAGAUUUGUUGGUAAAUUACUAAAUAAAAAAACUAAUUACUCUUGAAUUUGAACUCUGAGCUACUUGAAAAUGUAUGGUUUUUUUUCCCCCACCCCAAUCCUUCCUGCCUUAGAAUUCCCCAACACUCCCAGUUCAUCAUUCUCUCACCCUGUCCAUUUCAGGGAUUUCUGUAAAGCCACUUCUACACGUGCUGUAAAAAUAAAGUGGAACAGAACUGAAAUGGAUGGGAUCAGUUUGCUGUUAUUUACAAUUUGCAUCCUACUGCAGUGCCACUGAUGAGUCAGAAAGUUUCUGAAUAAUUUCAGGUUGUGAUAAAUAUAUGGCUUACUAAAGUUACAAAAUAAUACUGCCUAUGUUUUCCCCUCUAACUGUUCUGUCCUUCCUGUUCACAUGUUCUCUCCAUCACCUCUCUUUCCACCUCAUUCUCUAACCCUAACCCUGUCUAUCUGAUUCUGUCUCUCUGUUUUUGUCUUUCUCUCUGGGGAGCAACUUGGUGAUUCAUAUGUUCCUACCUUCCUGAAAGCAGAAGUGAAAGGUUCUAUUAUCACGCUCUCUCCUCCGUUUACGUCCUCUUCUGUGUCUGCUUUGGUUCAUGAUGUGCAGUUAUAACUUGUACCUGAGUGAACAGCUUUCUAUUGGAGCGUUGACUUUGGCAUUAGCAUUGUUGGCAGUCUUCUCAGGUGAUGGAAAUGCAGCAGUGUCCUUCUGGAUUGACCUGGGACAUUCUUGUGAAGGAUUGCAUCCAUGAUGCUGUGGGGCAGAAACAGAAACCCAUCACUGAGUCAGUGAUGGUGGUGAGUACGGUACCUCCGGUACAAUGCUGGAACUUCACUGUGUGGAUCAGUGUGUGUGUGAUCAUUGUACUGAGCAGCUCAGUGCUGGUACUCCUCCUCUGGGUUAUCUACCGACGACACACUCAUGAUAAAGGAAAGAAAAACUCUGAGUGUCCACCUUCUCAUCACGACGUUAACACAAACUCACAUGGCAAGGAAGAUUCCUGUCCACACAUGAACGGCAGGAAACAGGAAGUGUCCGACUGUGAAAUGGGGUGGGGGCGGGGUUUCUGUAAGGCAAGGGUGGAGCCUGCAGUCCCAUUACCAGCUACAGAGCUGGGAGACUCUGCCCUCGUCACUACAAAAACUGUACAGCUGGUCGAUUAUUCACAUUGUGAUGCUUAAUUAAACAAAAUACAACUUUAACCAGAAUACAUUGUUUAAAAAUUCACACAAACGUCUACAAAAAAAGUACUUAUCGUCAAUGUGCUUGAAAAAAGUGCUAUUUAUGAUUAGGCUAACUAGUGCUUUUAAUCUGAUCAAUCUAAUCAAACAAAGCUGACACUCAGUUUAACCCAAGAGGAUUUUUAAAAAUGUUUGUAAGAACUUCACAUUGAAUCUUCACAUUGUUCAUUUUAAUCAUUAUCCUGAAUGUGAGCAUUUCUUCCACUCCUAGGUAUUGGGGUUUACAAAUGUUGCUUUGCUUUUAUUUUUCAUAUUUUUUUUUAUUUUUGUAACGAUGCUUCAGAGAUGUCAUGUUAAUCUGUACAGUAUGCUCUAUGAGUUUGAGAGAGUUUUCAGAUUAAUCAUGCAUGAACUGGCUUAAACUUUGUUCUACAGGCACAAUGUGAUUAUAAAUGUCAAGAUGGAAAGGUUAAUUUAAAUUAAAGGUGUGCAAAAAACAUGUAAGGAAAUAGCCUCAGUAGUGAGGCUCAGUAGUAGUUAAUUUUGCUUCUUUUAAUUUUUCUUGUUAAUUUUGCUUCUUGUGUAAUUCUGAGGCUUGUUGACUGAAUAUUUUUUUAUAAUGCGUAAGAGCUCUGUUAUUUAGAAAACAAAGCAUUAAAACUGUUUGGUGUGGGCCAGUGUAAAAUAAACACAUGGAAUGGUUAAAACACUAAUGUUAUGAGUUUAACAUGUUUAAUGGAUAAUUAUUAGAUUUUUUUUUCCACCAAAAAAGAUUAAAGUGCAGAUUUAAUCUCAUCUCCUAAAAACAUUGUGAUGACAAACAUAUGUUCCCUCAUGCAACCUCAGAUCAGUCAGUGGCUGAUGCGUGGUAGUGCCAACUCAGCAAGGCAUGAGGUCCCUUUCCAGAACCUUCAAACUGACUGUCUCUCAGUGGUGGAAUGAACUUCCAACCUCAAUCUGGACUGCAGAAUCCGUCACUGUCUACAAAAAAUGGCUAAAGGCUAAGUUCUUCCGUGAACUCUUAACGAACCCCUAACUUG